AUGUCUAUAAGUAGAAGUGGGUUUUUGUGGCAAAUUCCUAACAAGCAAGGUAAUCCUCCCACAGCUGAUUGGAUUGCAGCCAAUUUGGAAAUUUUCGGAAGACCGAAUAAGCUAGUUCUGGUAGCAGAUCCAGCUGAUCCUAUUUAUGAAUCUGUUGAUGAAGAUGAUCGCAAGAUCCGAUUUCGAGUCAAUUCUUAUAAAAGAUGCUUGAAAAUAACCGGGAGAAAAACCGAAUCUCCUAAUAAUGAGUCGGACCGAGUCAAAUCUGAACCAAUUUAUCAAAUUGCAUUGCAAAAGCGAAGGCCUCUUAAAGGCGAAGAAGUGAAGAUCGGGUUUAACGAAAAGGCUUCUCAACGUCUUUUUCUCAUACAUAUAAGAGAGGCUUUGAAGGGAAAUAAGAAGUCGUGUUCUAGUCGUUUGCACUGUAACAAGCGGGCGCGAAAUAGUGGGAAUAAGACCCUACAGUCAUGUGAUAUCAACGAAAUCGACAAGUUUAUGACCGAAAACAAAGUCUAUGAAAAGCAUGACUGGAGUGCAAUGAAAGUGCAAGUUGUGUCCACCGAACUCGCCACCCGUCUGCAGCUCAGAGGUAUCUUCCUGCUUGAACUAAAGGAGUACGAUAUAUGUCUUUUGGACUACAUCACGAUGUCGGAAGUCAACAGAUGGCCUUUCAAAUCCAUAAGAAGGCAAAUUACCUGUCAUACCGUCAGUCGCUUUCAACCGGAGUCACACACUACUGUUUGCCUACAAAUCCGUUUCAGUUUUGGCUUCCAUGAUGAGCGCCUUUAUAUCCUGACCGGUAGCCAGUGCACUGGUGGGCGUGGGUUGCUGAUCUUUGAGAGCGAAAAGUGUGCGGAUCUGAUGAAUCGGAUGAUUUGCAUGAUGAAGACCAUUGCAGGUGAGAGUGAGACACCCACAGAGGAGACGGUUUCACUCCUCCCUUCUUCACAACACUCGAAACCAUUGCAGCCGCCCCUACAUGCAGAAACAACAAAGGCAUCGCAGUCCAGAGGUGCCUUUUACAAUCCCCUGCCCAUGCCCACAAAAAAGUCAAUGCAAGAUCUCAGUGUCAGUCUCCAGGACUUUUGUCGGACGCAUUGCUGUAGCCUCCCUCCUCUUCGGAGAAGAAACGAGGCGCAUAGUGUUGAAUUGGUGGCGGACAUUGAGCCCGAGGUCGAAGAGUCUCAGACCAAGAAUCUGGAUGCAGCAGAUGUCAACUCCGACGAUGAUCUCAGUCUUGAUGCUAUGGAUGAUGCGAACGUCGAUUUGGAGUCAUUCAAAGAAGAUUUGGAACAGAAACUUCCUCUCACUCGAGAAACCACUGAUAAUGUUAGCAAACCGAUAAAUGGAAAUGAUGCCACAUCGGUGACUAAUGUGGGUGUACCAAAAGAUGUACGAAAGCGUACUCUCGGAACGUUAAGUUUAAAGAAAAGUCUUUCGGAGUUGAUCUCACAUAGCAUGGCUCGAAUUGAGUCAAUGAAGUUGUCGCCACCACCACCACCCUCGAAUCCAUCGAAAUCGGCAACCAUUCCUGACUCACCACAGAAUGCGGAUCAUCCUUCUCCUCCUCCUCCUGUUCCCCUCUUAAGUGACUGCAAAUCACAAGGCUUGGGCGGAACUCACAAGGCAGAGGCUAGCAGUGAUGAGCACUCCCUUCUGAGGGAGCAAGGACACUCGAGACGAACAGAUUCCGCAAAGGCCGUGCAAUUGAUAAAGUGGCGAGAUCUAUCUGGGAAGGAAGAUUACUACAGCUCAAUUUCGAAUCAAUUUCUGUCGAGAACUCCAGAGCACAGCGGAGAAUCAGAUUACCGUGGGAGUGACGAUGUGAAUUUCGUGGCGGAUCAGUGCCUCGCAGAUUAUCCGCCCACGGAGUCACCCUCAAUACAGGAGGACACAUCCCUCCCUUCUUCCACUAGCACCACCAGAGAUCGCCAAAUACGACUUCUCGCGUCUUUAGAGCCGAACUUCUCAGAAAGCGAAAUUCACGCUCAACCGAUCACUAGCAUCCACCCGCACAUCCCUCUAUAUAAACUAUUGCAUCAAUGCAAAUGGCGUAUUUUUCGUGGAGAAAGUCAUAUUUGUAGACUCAAAAUGGCACUUACAACAAGUGGAAAAUUUCUUAAGUACGUGUUGGUGGGAUUCAAUGUUGUGGUUUUGGCGGCUGGACUUUUUUGCCUUGGUUUCGGUACUUACAUUUUUGUGAGACUGGGCGGGGAAGGGCAGAUCAGCGAAGUGCACGCAGUGCCUAUCUUUCUCAUCAUUGUCGGAAUCAUUAUCUUUCUGGUUGGUCUCAUGGGAUGCUGUGGAGCUCUAGUUCAAGACGCCCUCAUGCUGAAAGCGUACACGUCCUCCCUCGUGGUAAUGAUUAUUUUGGAGAUUAUUGCGGCUAUUCUGGUCCUGAUUUUUCAAAGUAAGAUCAAAGAAACCGUUGAGAGAUAUUUCGAUGACGCCAUUACGGCCUACGAGAAUACUGAAUCUGAAAGCUUAAAGAACACCCUUUUUACAAUCCAAAAAACGUUUGGAUGUUGCGGUGGUAAAGAUCCAUCAGAUUGGGGCAUGAAUGAUACCCUCAGUUUUUGCUGCAAAGGCAAGGCACCGUGUCCGGAUACAAAAAGCCAGUUUACCCGAGGUUGCGGGGAGGCGGUUGAGGUGGCUCUAAGCAGCAAGGGCUUGGUCGCAGGUAUUGCUCAGCUAAUACUCUGCAUCAUUCAGAUUCUCGCAGCCCUUUGUGGUUGGCUAUUGUCGAAAAAAGUGAAAUAA
Molecule: messenger RNA, 2760 nt
Organism: Echinococcus granulosus
Lineage: Eukaryota; Metazoa; Platyhelminthes; Cestoda; Cyclophyllidea; Taeniidae
Product: integral membrane protein
Exons: 11
Coding region: 1-2760 (919 amino acids)
Cellular component (GO): membrane
Source: RefSeq, a predicted model, not a curated record